GUAUUAAUCAAAGAACUUUAAGGGACAACAUGACGAAUUUGGAAAUAUUUCUUAUUUUGGCACUUGUUUGUUUUAUUUGCGGCGGAUCGCAGGGUCUAAGAUCUAGAUCAAAAGCGGUGCAACUUAAACAAAAAAUAAGACGGUGUUCAGACACAGUGACAAUCCAUCGGCGUGAUGAAAAUUCAAAUGAAAAACAGUCAGGCUCAAGCGAAUCAAAAGAAACUCAAAAAUCAGAUGAGAAUAAUUUGAAAGCGGACAAAGCAUCGGCAGAUGGGACCCCAAUUCCUGAGGAUAUAAAAUGUACAAAUUCUGGGACUGAUGAAAUAUGCUGGGAUUUUGAAAAGGAACAAUGCUUUGAUUUGGUGUAUUCACGUACGUUUCACAAGGGAAUCCAAUGUGAAAGUGAUGAGGAUUGUAAGGAGUCUGAUCCUUGCCAAAGUGGAAAAUGCUGUGAGAUUCCUUGUGAACAUUUGAGUGAAUAUUAUCAUGUGGUUGAUAAGAUGUGCCGGUAUCCAAUAGAUAAUCAGAAUCUUUUGAACUCUUUCAGUCCAGAGCGGAAUCGGACUUUAUGAACAAGUGUUCCCAGGGGAAAAACAACAUUUUUUAUAUACUUGAAUCUCUAAAGAAAGAAACAUUUCCAAAUCUAA
Molecule: messenger RNA, 647 nt
Organism: Saccostrea echinata
Lineage: Eukaryota; Metazoa; Mollusca; Bivalvia; Ostreida; Ostreidae
Exons: 6
Coding region: 30-572 (180 amino acids)
Source: RefSeq, a predicted model, not a curated record